AUGGAGAAAGUCAAAACUGGUGUAGGAAAAAGAAGACAAAAGCUCAGUAACUCGGAGGAUGAUGCUAUUAUACCGUCUACUACGCUUGAAACCGUAGUGCAAGAAGAUGGAGAAUCAGAAACAUGGAACAGCGAUUCUAAUGAAGACAAUGCUGCCAAGACGGAGAAUAGUGCACAAGAGAGCGUAUCAGCAAAUGAAGAAGAUAUGGAAGAGCUUCGAAGGUUGGCAAGACAGCAGUACCUAACCGCAAGGGAAAAGGACAAGCUGCAGAUCUUGGCCAAAGAACUUGAAUUCCUAGAACAAGAUGUAAAUACAUAUGGCUGGGAUAAUCUAACGAAGAGUGAACAACAGGAGAUUACCAUCAAGAGAAACUUGCUUGCCUUAAUUAAAGAGAAAGAGGAUGAGAAACUGCAAGGCUUCAGAUUACAGGAAGACUACACUGACGAAAAUGGGAAGAUAGACUUGAAUAAGAAACGCGAGCUAUUGAAUCGGAAAUCUCCAAAAAGAGAAAGGACUAGCAAAGACAAACGUUGGGAAGAGCAGCAGUUGAAACAAGCGGUUCAAAAGCCGGAUGUUGAUGAAAUACAAGUUGAAGGUUCCCAAGAUUACGAUUUUGUCUUCGACGAAGACGCAUUAAUAGAGUUUACAGAAGUGACCGAUGAUGUUUUACCGGAGGAAAAGGGAGAUUAUGACACAAAAUUGCUUGAGCAAUUGGACAAAGAGCAGUCAAGAUUGCAAUCAAUUCAAUCUACUCGGAAAUCCCUGCCUGUUUAUAGGUACCGACAGCAGUUGUUAGAUGCCAUCAAAGAAAAUCAGAUUUUGAUUGUCGUGGGUGAAACUGGUUCAGGUAAAACGACUCAACUCCCUCAAUACCUCGUUGAGGAAGGGUACACUAAGAAUGGAACUUUGCAAAUUGCUUGUACACAGCCUAGACGUGUGGCCGCUAUGUCUGUUGCUGCAAGAGUGGCUGAUGAAAUGGAUGUCUUUCUCGGAAAGGAGGUAGGAUACUCUAUACGUUUUGAAGACAGGACAACACCUGAGAAAACUGUUCUAAAGUACAUGACUGAUGGUAUGCUACUAAGAGAAUUUCUGGUGGAUCCAGAACUUUCCAAAUAUGCUUGUAUUAUGAUUGAUGAAGCACAUGAGAGAACUUUGGCUACUGACAUCUUGUUGGGGCUACUGAAGGAUAUAUUACCUCAUCGAAAAGAUUUAAAACUGCUGAUUUCUUCGGCAACAAUUAAUGCUGUCAAGUUUUCUAAGUUCUUUUAUGAUGCACCUAUAUUCAAUGUACCAGGGAGACGAUACCCUGUGGAUAUUCAUUACACGCUACAGCCCGAAGCCAAUUAUUUGAAUGCAGCAGUAACAACAGUAUUCCAAAUACACACAACGCAAGAAUUACCUGGUGAUAUACUCGUGUUUUUAACUGGUCAAGAGGAAAUCGAAACUGCUCAAGCAAAUAUAGAAGAGAUAGCAAAUAUCUUGGGAUCUCGAGUUAAACCUAUGAUAAUUGCUCCAAUAUAUGCCAAUCUUCCCCAAGAACAGCAAUCAAAAAUUUUUCAACCAACGCCACAGGGAUGCCGGAAAGUCGUCCUUGCAACAAACAUAGCCGAAACUUCUCUUACAAUCGACGGAAUCAAAUUCGUUAUAGACCCUGGUUUUGUGAAAGAAAAUUCUUACGUUCCCUCAACUGGCAUGUCCCAGCUACUAACAGUUCCAUGUUCAAGGGCGUCUGUGGAUCAGCGUGCUGGACGUGCUGGACGUGUCGGACCAGGUAAGUGUUUCCGAUUGUUCACCAAAUGGUCGUAUUUCCAUGAAUUGGAGCCGCUACCGAAACCAGAAAUACUAAGAAUAAAUUUAUCGCAAGUCGUUCUAUUGCUUCUCUCUCUUGGAAUAACAGAUUUGAUUAAUUUUCCAUUGUUAGAUAAGCCAAGCAUCCCAAGUCUAAUGAAAGCGUUAGAGAAUCUAUACGUACUUGGGGCAUUAAAUAGUAAAGGCACAAUUACAAGGCUCGGCAGAAUGAUGUGCGAGUUCCCAUGCGAACCUGAAUUGGGAAAAGUUAUGCACACUGCUGCAACGCAUGAAAAGUGUAAGGGUGUCCUAGAAGAUGUUGUAACUAUAGUUGCAAUGCUUCAUGAAACUGCAUCACUCUUUGCGCAUAAUCAAAACGACAACGCGAGAAAGAGUGGUAUAGUGGGCUCAGUUCAAAGCGACCACAUGCUCUACCUCGAGACCUACAAUAAUUGGAGAGAUAUGGAUUACUCGAAAUCGUGGUGUUUUGACCACAAAGUUCAAUACAAGACUAUGAUAAGAGUUCGCAAUAUUAGAGAUCAGCUGUGGGGAUGCUGUGAAAAACUUGGCUUGGUUGCGAUGAACGAAGUUGCUCUCAAGAAGAUUACUGGCGAAGCUAAUCUGGAGCCUCGAAUUGUUCGAAGUUUUAUCAGUGGAUUUCCUAUGAAUAUCGCUCAACUGGGCACUAGUGGUUACAGAACAAUUGGUGAACAGAGCGGUGGUGUCAGCGUUAGCAUACACCCGAGCAGCGUUGUAUUCCAGGAAAUGAGGAAAGAAAUGAAGAAACCCACCAAGUUCAUUCUCUACCAGCGUCUUGUGCUGACUUCAAAGGAAUUUAUGAGAGAUUGCAUGCCUAUUGCAAGAGAAGAAUGGUUGCAAGAAAUGGUCCCACAUAUAUUCAAAUCGAAUAAGAAAUAA
Messenger RNA from Lachancea fermentati, 2706 nucleotides. NCBI's taxonomy places the organism in Eukaryota, Fungi, Ascomycota, Saccharomycetes, Saccharomycetales, Saccharomycetaceae. The record is from the annotation of a GenBank genome assembly.